Molecule: messenger RNA, 3149 nt
Organism: Phlebotomus argentipes
Lineage: Eukaryota; Metazoa; Arthropoda; Insecta; Diptera; Psychodidae
Gene: ash2
Product: set1/Ash2 histone methyltransferase complex subunit ASH2
Exons: 4
Coding region: 2087-3139 (350 amino acids)
Cellular component (GO): Set1C/COMPASS complex
Molecular function (GO): protein binding; transcription cis-regulatory region binding
Source: RefSeq, a predicted model, not a curated record
UUGUGAAGAACUUGAACUGGAGUCUUGAUUCAAUUUGGCCUCUGAUUUACGUUUCUUCUCGCCUAUCUUUUGGCACUUUUGUUCACUGAUUAGUGUUGUCCCUGUACUUAAUAAUGAGCCUCUUGAGGACGUAAUGUCGACGGACAUCUGCGAGUGCAGACUUCUUUUAGAGCCAUCACCACUGAAAUCCUUCCAACGAGGCGUUGACAGACGACUUCCGAAUGCAAAAUUACUAUCAAGACUGGAUUUCUUCAUUCGCUUGUUGCGAUACUCAAUUGGAUCCACUCUGGGAAGGCAGGAUUUAGGGAUUUUCUUCUUGAUCAAGGGUUUAACAAUUGGUUUAGUUGAUACUUCUGGGAUUUCUGUGAGUUUUGCAACACUUGUGUCGAUUGUGAACAUGUUCUCACUUCUCUGCUCACCGACAUCUCCAAUGACUUCCAAUUUUGGUGCAACAAUGACAGAUUUUUCCUCAUACUCAAUCUCUUUGCCCUCCUUAUAGACUUCAGUCUUGUCCUCAAGCUUGUCCUGGUUGGUCAGUUGGAAAGCAAUUCGAAGGGGUUUCUGGAUUUUCUUAGCUUUCCUGUACUUCUUUUGCAAUUUCUUCGUAUUCCGACUUUCCAUUCGAAUUGUCACUAUCCAGAUCAAUACAAGGCCGAAAAAGCUUGAUAUCAUGAAGAGUGGAAUAAACUCUUCACUCUCAAUCAGCGUCUUGAUCGUCAGCAAAGCAUUUCUGAAGGGAAUGAACUCUUCACUCUCUAUCGGUGUUUCUUUUGCAGAGUUAGACAAUCCAAAAUGCCUCCAAAUGCUCUCUUUGAUUGUCAGCAAGACGUUUUUGAGGGAAAUGUGCUUUAGCGCAUACAUUUUUCACUGAUUGAGCUGAAUAAAAUUUUUCACGAAUGUGAACAAAUAUCCUAGAUUGCUAGAAUUCAUAAAUGCAUAUUUUAUACUCUAUUUAGGAUCAUAAUCUUGCCUGGUUUAUGAACGAAAUGAUGUGUUCCAAACACUAUCUUAUCGUGAGAAAGAUACUUUUCCUUCAUGCUUGUAAUUCGGCCACUGAAAUUGUGUGAAAGCACAUUGAUAAGGAACGUUGAGUUUUAUUAUCUGAGAAGCAUCAGAAAUAUCUUCUGUGUGGGUUAUUGAGGAAUAGUGUGAAAGAAUUGUUAUCAAUGUUUUGGCAUUGCUAAGAAAAUGCAGAGUGAAUUUAUCGAGUUGAUAUAUAAUUUCAAUAACAAAGCAUGACUUUUUUUUUCAAUUUCCUGUGUUUGUGUGUGUGUGAAAUAAGAUGCUGAAAUUUUGGUAUUUGAUUUGCUGAUACAAAAUUGAGUGCACACAGAGCGAUAGAUAAAAAGAAAACCAGUGUUUAAAAAUAAAAUCGAAAAGCACGACUGGAGUGUGUUUGUGUGUUUGCGGAAGAAAAGAAUAUUUGUGCAGAGAUAAAAAUUUGCUCUCGCAUGAAUUUGACGAAUGGGAAAAGAGACGAUUUUAUGGUGUCAAGGUUUUGUGAAUUCUCUAGUGUGCACUACAAAUGUUACACACUUCUAUUUUGCUGAAUGGACAGAACAAUGGCAAACAAUUGAAAAUAUACUCCCUGAAAUCUUCCCUCAGCGCACGCAAAUUUCUGUAGCUCUCUCCUAUUAAAAGAACAUCGAGCGCGAGAGAGUGUAAUCAAAAAAGUGGACGUCACACACGACAAAUUAAUUCGAGAGAAUGUGUAAAUGUUUGCCUUUUUUCUGCCUGACCACUUUGGCAGUGUGUCUUCUCUCUUGCUGUGAGCUUUGAAUGGGGAAAAGGAGGAAUAUGUGAAGAAACGUGCUAUCAAAAUGCAUUUUAAAAUGAUUCAAGAGACCCACUUAGCAUACAGUUGUGUGUUCAAGCGAUGCAUUAUUAAUUAGAAGCUCGAUUUAUAGAAUGUAAUGCAAUGUUUGUGCCUCGAUAGUCGGGCCAAGAGUGAAGUUGUGUAUUUUUUCGUGUGUUGGGAAGAGAAAACACAACAGUUAAGUUUUAUCGAUUGAACUCAUUUUUGGGGGGGCGCCUUUUGUGUGUUUGUGUCACACACGCGGAGUGAGAGAGAAAAGGAUUAUCGCACAUGGAGGACAAUUUAAACUGCUCUCAGAAUAUCGCCAAGUCGGGGCGCCAGACGAAGCGGAAGUUUCCGGGCGGUGAGGCGGGCCCGUCGGGGAAGAAGGGCCGUCUGAGUGGGGACGUGGCGGCCAAUGUGAAGCUGCCCGCUCAUGGGUAUCCGAUGGAGCAUCCCUUCAACAAGGACGGCUAUCGUUACAUCCUGGCGGAGCCCGAUCCGCACGCCCCGUUCCGGCAGGAGUUCGACGAGAGUGCAGAUUGGGCGGGGAAGCCCAUUCCUGGCUGGCUCUAUCGCAUCCUCUCGCCGAACGCCGUGCUCCUUGCACUGCACGAUCGUGCGCCACAGCUUAAGAUCUCAGAGGACAGACUUUCUGUCACCGGCGACAAAGGCUAUUGCAUGGUGAGAGCGACACACUUUGUCAACCGAGGCGCUUGGUAUUGGGAGGCCACCAUUGAGGACAUGCCCGAGGGAGCGGCUGUGCGGAUGGGCUGGGGACAGGAGUACGCCAAUCUCCAGGCUCCGCUCGGCUAUGACAAGUUCGGCUACUCUUGGCGAUCGCGCAAAGGUACGCGCUUUCACGAGUCUCAUGGGAAGCACUACAGUCCUGGCUAUGGUGAGGGAGACACACUAGGCUUCCUCAUUGUCCUGCCGCAGAUUGAGGGGCGCGCCUACACGCCCAACACGUACAAAGAUCGUCCGCUGGUGAAGUUCAAGAGUCAUCUGUACUACGAGGACAAGGACAAGAUCAAUGAGACGCUGAAGAGUCUGAAGCCACUGCCGGGCAGCAAGAUUUACUACUUCAAGAACGGCGAGUGCCAAGGCGAAGCGUGGACAGAAGUCUUUGGCGGCAGCUACUAUCCCACGAUUUCGCUGCAUAAAGGAGUGACGGUGAGCUGUAAUUUUGGGCCGAACUUCAAGUAUCCGGAGAUUGAGGAGAGAUACAAAUGCAGAGGGAUGCACCAGCGCGUGGAGAAUCUCAUCUGUGAGCAGUCGAUGGCGGAUAUGCUGUAUUUCACGGAGAACGACGGCAAGUUGAGACUGGACUCGGUGAAUUUAUGAAUUUAGUGGA